Schistosoma mattheei is the source of this 4203-nucleotide messenger RNA. The record is from the annotation of a GenBank genome assembly. NCBI's taxonomy places the organism in Eukaryota, Metazoa, Platyhelminthes, Trematoda, Strigeidida, Schistosomatidae.
AUGGUCGAUCAGAGGAAUCCUGAAAAUAUAUCCUAUGAAUGCCAAAUGGAAAAAACUCUACAAAAAUUGCAUGAUGUUGUACAGUUGAGACAAAAAUUACUUCUUGAACGUGCUACAUUAAAAUCUCAACUUGACAAAUUAUUACAAAGAUCUGUAAAUGAUGUAGAUCUUAUUGUUGGUGAUGACGAUGAUUAUGAUGAUGUUGAUGUUGAUGGUGGUGGUAGUAGUACCGGUGGUGGUGGUGUUGGACAAACACAAUCAAGCAAUUGUCAACUACAUGAGACUGAAGAUUCUAAGUCUAAAGAAACUGUAAAACAAAUUCGUUCAAAAAUUAAAGAAUUAGAAAAACGUUGUGCAUUACAAUUAUUAAGACAUGAGGAAAUUUUAUUAGAAAUUGAAGAUGUACGUAAGCGUAGUUGUAUCCAAUCCAAUAAUUCAUCAAUGAUGAUGGCAACAACAACAACAACAACAACAACAAUGAAUUCUAUAAAAAAUCAAUUACAUAAUGAUAUUGAUUCAAUUAAUCAAUCAACAUCAUCAACAUCUUCUUUAAUCAAUAAUAAUAAUAAAGUUUAUGGACGGUUAUUACAAUUAGGCCAACCGAAUAAAUUGAAACAAGAUUAUAUACAAUCUUAUGAAAUGGAUUCAUCAUUAUUAUUAGAUCCAUCAUCUUCGACAUUAGAUAUAAUAGGAUUAAAUAAACAAAUGAAUAAUAAUAAACAAGUUAAAGGUAGAUUAUUUCGUAGUAAUACUGAUCUACAAAUACCCGAAGGUGAUGAUCCAAAUUUAGUCGAACUAUUUCAAGUUAUUGAAGAAUCUAACAAAUCAACCGAUGUUCCAGCACCAAGAAUGAUAACAUUAGAACGUCAGCUAUUUCAAAGUGUAUUAAUUAGUUGGAAAUCACCAGAAUUAAAUUCAAUGAAUGAAAAUAAAAUUGUAUCUGCAUAUCAUAUUUAUGUAGAUGGGCAAUUUCGUUUAGCUGUUAUGGCUAAAGAAAAAACUCGUGCACUCAUUGAUAAUGUGGAUGCUGAUAAACCUCAUCGAAUUUCAAUUCGAUCUAUUUCUUCACAUGGUCAAUCUAAAGAUGCACAAUGUACAUUAGUUGUAGGUCGUGGUAUGACUGCUACACCAGCUCGAUUAAAAGCUACACAAAUUGGUACUAAAUCAGCUAAAUUAAGUUGGAUUCCAGGAAAUAGUAAUUAUUAUCAUCGAGUUUACUUAAAUGAAACUUCAUUACAUGUAUGCAAACCUGGUGUAUAUAAACUGCACUUAACUGAUCUACCACCAGAUACUUUGCAUCAAGUAUGUGUUCAAGCUUUGCCAUCACCAAUUAGUGUACAAGAAUCAGCUCAGCAAUCUCCACCUUGGAUUAAUACUGCCUGGAGUGGUGUACAUACACAGAAACUAGCUGCUUUUAUCGAAUUUCGUACAUUACCUAUAGGCUUACCAGAUCCUCCAAGUCAUGUACAAAUUGAGGCUGGACCUCAAGAUGGCAUGCUACUUAUCACAUGGCUUCCAGUCCCACAAGAUAAAAAUGCAGUAGAAGCUGUUACAGCUGCCGGUGCUAGUAGUAGUUUACCAGUACAAGGAUAUACUGUUUGUUUGAAUGGUCAAGCAAUUAUGGAAAUGAAGGGAGCUUCAAGAGAUCAUGCUAUAUUGAAAUUAUCUACAAUUAGAGAUCAUAUUCAAAGAUUAUUCAAUAAUUGUACUCAAUCAUCAAUCGAUAUUUAUGGUAAUAAUGAUAAUAGUUCAAAUAAAUUUUCAACUACAUCACCAUCAAUUAUAGAAUUAUAUAUAACUGUACAUUCAACAAUUCCUACAGAAUUAUCAUCUAAAGAAGAAAUAAAUACAGUUAAAGAAUGUACAUUAUUAAAAGGUUCAGAAGGUCCUGCAUCGAAACCAAUACAUUUAACUGCAUGUUUAUUAAUUAUGGCAGCUGGUUCACUUGAAACAGCUUAUAAAGUAUUUGGUCCUAAUCUUGCAACUAAACUUGGUAUAAAUGAAAAUACAGCUAAACUAGCUGGUGUAUCUUUAUCACUUGAUGGUUUACAAGAGACAACUACACGUGCAAAUAAUCAAAACGUGGAAAAUAUCAAUUCAGAUGAAGAUCAUGGAUUAUUAGUUGUAUCAGCUGAAAGUGUUGUACGUAAACCUAGUCCAACAGCUGAUGCUUUAGGUUCAGCUGAAUAUUAUUCUGGCCAUGUUAAUCCUCAUGAAAAUCUCUCAUUACCGGAAAUUCAAAUAACACGGAAUAGUAGCUUAUCAGACAAUGAACCUCAAUUCCAAGCAAAUGAUCACUAUCAACAACAGUCACGAUAUUCCUACCAGGAUUUUCGUGGACCAACUAGACCUAUUCGAUCUCGUUUUAUGGAUACCAGACGACAUGGUUCAUAUGAUCCACAGAUGAGCGUUUCUAACUUCUCAGUAACACGUCAUGAUCCUGACUAUCCACGUCCUGUAAUACCAUCAGAUACAUAUACAUCUGGACCGAAGAGACCGUUUCAUUAUAACAUACCAUCACCAGCAUCCGGUCCAAUACCUCAACAUGAAUACAGACCUUCAUUUAAUCAAGUCAACAUGAAAAACUGUAGAUCAGGCGAUCAAGGAAGUGGUUUAAGACAAGCAGUUGGAUCACAAUAUUCACGAUCAAGCAAAUCAUUUAUACAAAAUGAACAACAAUAUGGCAGAAAUCAAAGAAACAUUAAUGAUGAUUAUUCAAAUCGAAUGGGCCAUGGUGAAUUGAAACCAAUACAAGUUGUAGUAGCCUUAUAUGAUUAUGAUCCAACUACUAUGUCACCAAAUAUUGACGGUGCACAAGAAGAACUACCAUUUCGAGAAGGACAACUUAUCAAGAUUCUUACUGAAUGUGAUGAAGAUGGAUUUUAUCUUGGUGAAUGUAAUGGUCUACGUGGAUUAGUUCCAUCAAAUAUGGUUUCUGAAUUACAAUCACAUUCAUUAAGACCACAAAAACUUAAUCAUUCAAUAGAUUCUCAUUCAAAUCUAAUAGAUAUGAAUCAACAACCAUCAGAUCAACUUAAUAAAACUUAUUCAACUGAUAUUAAUUUACAUGGACAAAUGAAUUCACCAACUCAUAAUUAUUAUACAACUAAAAAAUAUGAUGCAUUAAUUUCACAAACUAAUUCUGUUCCUCGAAAUAUAGAUUUUAUGAAUGAACAUUCAUAUCAUCCACAAAUGGCAAUACCUGAUUAUAUUGAACUAAAAGAUUUACAACCUAAUGAAUUAGAACAAGAUCGUAAUCUUCAUUAUUCUCAAUCUCAAACAAAACAUACUACUGCCACUGCUGCUACUACUACUGUUACUACUACUAAUACUACUACUGAAUUAAGUCAAAAUACAAUGAAUCAAAUCAUACCAAGUAAAUUAGAUACAUUACAUCAUAAACCACCAAUGGAAUCAAUACAACAACAAAUGAAUCAACAAUCAAAAAUUAUGAUUGCUAUUUAUGAUUAUGAUCCACAUAUAUUAAGUCCUAAUCCAGAUAUUGAUGCUGAAUUAUCCUUUCGAGCAGGUGAACAAAUUCUCAUUUAUGGUAAUAUGGAUGAUGAUGGAUUUUAUUAUGGUGAAACAAAAGAUGGUCGUCGUGGUCUUGUGCCUUCAAAUUUUUUAAAUUCUUAUAACAAUGAAAUUCAUUAUUUAAAUAAACAAAAAAAUUUUACAAAUUUACAUGAUUAUGAUCAAGAGAAAAUACAAAAUCAUAAAGAUCAAUCAUAUUCAAUGGAUCCAUUAAUUCGAAUAUCAAAUCGAACAAAUUCAUCACAAUUAUAUAAUAAUAAUAAUACAAAUUAUGUUAGAAAUACGAGAUCAGAACCAAAUUCUGAUCGAACUAAACUUGUGCAUAAUACACGAUCCAGUUCACCUUGUACACAAACAAGAUCAUAUACUACUUCUAAUAAUGAUGCUGUAAUAAAUACAAACAUCAAUUCAACUAAUUAUCAUCGAGAUGAAUUACCUAUGAAUGAUAUGGAACGUUUUCCAGAGAAUGAAGAAAAUCCAAUAAUUGUAAUGGAUUUAAAUCCGAUAUCAAACAAUUCACAUAGGAAAGGUAAGUCAAAUAAAGAUUAUGAUACAACUUAUAUGAAUCAACGUGAUACUGAUGUUACUGAUAACUACAUAGCAACAACUGGUCCUAAUUAUACACAACGAAGACGUUCAACAAUACGAAGUUUAUUUAAACGAGAAUAA